Molecule: messenger RNA, 3268 nt
Organism: Danio rerio (zebrafish)
Lineage: Eukaryota; Metazoa; Chordata; Actinopteri; Cypriniformes; Danionidae
Source: RefSeq, a predicted model, not a curated record
GACAUAUGAGGAAAUGAGAUGGAAGAAAAUUAGAGAGUGAAGGGUAUUAAAAACUGAACAUGGAUUAUCUGCAAGGCACUUUAAAUGGCAGCAGGAUUUCCUCUGAGGGGAAAGCCUUAAGGAAGUUAGCAAGUUUUUUAAAGCGGUAUGAAACAUUUGUAUUUUUACUUGAAUAGUAUUUAGGAGUGAUUUUAGUACUUCUAAAAAAGUAGUGAAUCUGUGUCCCUUUUUUUACCUUAGCUUGAAACUAGAAAUGACAAAUACUCCGCUUUUAUUUAAAGGUGGUGCAUGAACACUGCAGGAAUUUGAAAGUGAAAGUAUUUUACACAGGACUCAAACACAAAGGCAGGAAGCUGUUUUAGGGCCGGACUUCUGGAAAAGGAAAACUGAAGCUUGAUUGUGCUGCAGUGAUUGCGUCUUUGAAUUCUCGCAGUAAAAUGGCAGAAGCUCGAGUUUUUCAAGAUGAAUUCAUGUGUUUAGUGUGUCUGGAUCUCUUGAAGGACCCGGUGACCAUUCCCUGUGGACACAGUUAUUGUAAGAGCUGCAUUACAGGCUGCUGGGAUCAAGACGAUGAGAAGAGAGUCCACAGCUGCCCUCAGUGCAGAGAAACCUUCAGUCCGAGACCUGCUUUAGCUAAAAACACCAUUCUGGCUGAAAUAGUGGAGAAACUGAAGAAGACUAAACCUUCUGCUGACGUUUAUGCUGGAGCUGGAGAUGUGCAGUGUGACGUCUGUACUGAACCAAAAUACAAAGCCAUCAAAUCCUGCCUGGUGUGUCAGGAAUCUUACUGUCAAACUCAUUUUGAGCGCCAUGAGGAGUUUCACUCUCGUAAGCCACACAAAAUGAUUGACGCCACUAAACGACUGCAGGACAUGAUCUGCCGGAAACAUGAGAAAGAGCUUGAAAUGUACCAUGACACUGACCAGCAGAGCAUCUGUGAACUGUGUAAGGAUUAUAAACAAAAAAAACACACAGCUGUGUCAUACGCAGCACAGAGGACAGUGAAACAGAAAGAGCUGAAGGUGAUGCAGAUGAAGCUCCAGCACAGAGUCCUGCAGAGAGAGAAAGAUCUUCAGUGUCUGAGGGCGGCUGUGGAUUCUCAGAAGCUCUCUGCACAGACAGAAGUGGAGGAAACUAAGAGGAUCUUUAAUGAGAUCAUCCGCUCCAUUGCGAGGCAAUUGUCUAAGCUCACGCAGAUGAUCAGAGAUCAGCGAAAGACUGCAGUGAGUGAAGCUGAAGAAUUCAUGAAACAACUGCAGCAGGAGAUUAAUGAUCUGAGGAGGAGAGAUGCUGAGCUGGAGCAGCUUUCACAGACACAGGAUGACAUGCGUUUCCUGCAGGUAAAAGAGAUUCAGUAGAACAGCAUCUUAGUGGACUUCUGCACUGACAGGAGACUGCCAUGACAGUUCAUGAGCGCAGAAUCAGUGGCCUUUCUGUCAGCAACUGGUUAUUCUGUGAAGUUUAGAGGUGAUGUGUUUGAUUUCUGUUUUCUGUAGAGGUUCCAGUCUCUCUCCGUUCCUCCUGAAACUACAGAUGCCUCUCUCAGUUCUAUAUUAUUGUUUGAUGACCUAAGAGAAUCUGGCCAUCGGCUGAAAGUCACACUGGAGAAUUUCUGCAAAAAGGAGAUCCAGAAGAUCUCCGACAGAGUCAAACUCGCCAGCACUAUCAACAACACCAGGAAGGACAUCUUGCAAUAUUCUCAGCCGUUCACUCUGGAUCCGAACACAGUGAAUAAACACCUCCAUCUAUCUGAGAACAACAGAGUGGUUACUCGCAAUAACAAGUUCCAGCUGUAUCCUGACCAUCCAGACAGAUUUGAUUACCUGUGGCAGGUGUUGUGUAGAGAGAGUGUGUCCAAACGCUGUUACUGGGAGGUUGAGUGGAGUGGAUGUGUGUAUAUAUCAGUGUCAUAUAAAAGCAUCAGCCGGAAUAGUGGAGGUUAUGAGUGUGGAUUCGGACAUAAUGAUCAGUCCUGGGCCCUGAUCUGUCGUCCUUCCAGAUACUCAUUCAUACACAAUAACAUAGAGUGUGAUCUCUCUUUAAAGUCCAUCAGCAGUAGAAUAGGAGUGUAUGUGGAUCACAGUGCAGGAGUUCUGUCCUUCUACAGCGUCUCUGACACAAUGAGACUCAUCCACACAGUCCAGACCACAUUCACCGAGCCAGUCUGUCCUGGAUUUUUUGUUCAUAUUGGAUCAUCUGUGGAACUGUGUUCAUGAACCAGAAUAGAUUAUAGAGGGAUUCUACCCAGAUUUCUUUGAUCUGCAUGGUUAAUCAGAAUAUGUUUUAUCUUCAUUAUAUUAGCAAUCCAGUUGAACUUUACAGCAGGGGUGUCCAAACUCGGCCCUGGAGGGCCAGUGUCCUGCAAAUUUUAGCUCCAACUUGCCUUAACACACGUGCAAGGAUGUUUCUAGAAAGUCUGGCAAUGCGGCAGUCACAAUAGAGUUUGAGCAUUGCAAAUUUCAGUUGUACGGCGCUACAAAAAGGGGCGGGAUUAAACAAGAAUAUUAGACAUUUAAAAAAGCGAGCGAUUGGUCUAUAUUUUAAAUUUCUGUCCAGAGAGGUCAUGUUUUAACAUUCAGCUGCUCUCAUGCAGUCACAUGAUGUGGAAUUUCGCAGGUCAGAGUUCACCAAGCUUAACUUUGCAGUGCAGCAAACUGUCGCACAAGCUUGAGGGUGUUUUCAUACAUAGACUUUUGUUUCGGAAGCUGUCACGUUUGCCCUGUUAGCACAGAUCGUUUGCAUAUGUAAAAGCACCAAUCGCACUCGGAUCCGCGCCAAAACAAUCGCUCCGAGAUUGCUUGAAUGAGGUGGUCUCGAACUCGAUUGAAACAAACUCUGGAGCGGAUCGAUUGUAGUGAGAAAGCGAUAUGAUCCGAGAGCGGUUAUAUCACAGUUUAUUAUGGAUGUGUAAUAGGCAUACGGCUAAAUGAAGAGAGAAUUAUGAGCAGGGCGGGAGGUCAUUCUAGACAUCCCAAGUCUCCCGGAAGAUUCGUUAGUCUCCCGCAAAUGCACAGAGACUCCCGGAUGCCCACAAACGAGUGAUAAUCUCCCAGACAUCGCGCGUCUUCUCCCAGUCCUCAAAUAUGUUUCGCACCCUUCUCAACCCUCCCCACCGCAUUCCUCCUCGCUCUUCAGACACAUCGCGCGUACCCUGUCAAACACCAUCAAACCACUACCAUCGACCUGACAGCUGAGUGGGACUCUGCAAAAUAAACCGUGAAACUGACCAAUGUGAGGAGAGUUUAAUCACAUGUGACUUGUUUUAGCU